Messenger RNA from Cyclocybe aegerita, 2139 nucleotides. The record is from the annotation of a GenBank genome assembly. Lineage: Eukaryota; Fungi; Basidiomycota; Agaricomycetes; Agaricales; Hemipholiotaceae.
GAUGGAGAGCUGUAAUGAAAUCGAGAACCAAUGCGUCAGGUAUACGAAAGCAUUAGGCGGCAACAUCAAGGCGACCGGGAGCAGCAUCGGCGAGCUGCGGAAGGAGCAGGCUCUGCCAAAGAGAUAUGAGAUGAUUUCAGAGUAUCAGGAGAAACUGCGACAGCUGUAUCACACCAAACUCGAGCAACUCAACACACUCACCAACCGUCUAAAUGCUCUCGCACGGACGCUUGGACCAGACUAUUUUGCCCAAGAUAUCCUGGAACCCGCCCUGUGCCCCGGCGAAAGCGUCGUAGAUGCUGGUGCAAACCGUGAUGUCACCCCAGAACGGUUCAUGAAGCUCGAGAAGGAGCUCGUGCGUGGCAAGGCCGAAGUGAACAAACGAUUACAUCAACUCUCAGCAACAUUUAUUCAAAUUGACUGGCUCUACACUGAGCUCGGCAUCGUACCUCCAGCUCUCGAUGACCUUCCAUCUUCUCCUAUUUUAGGAGCCAGGAGCUCCGUCAUUCAAUCCGUUGGCUCUUCCUCCACGGCAUCUUCCUCCAACGACCCCUUCCUCUCCUCAACACCGACACCCGCAUCCCGAACUUCCAGCAGCACGUUUCUGUUCAAAGAUGACAUUGCCGCAGUCCCGGAAUACGAGUACCAGCAAACUUUCGCUCGGUUUGUCGCCAAGGUGGAAGAAGUCGAUUCAGAGAACCUCCCAGAAAACCCAACGGUUCCGAUUGGUUUGGAGAACGUUGACCCGACUCUUGGUCUCCUCUCAUGGGCGGCUAGCUUGAGCGCGUCGCUCGAGGAUACUAAACGCCAACGCGAAGCUCACAUUCAGGCCAUGUAUGACCAGCUAGAAGGCCUUUGGAGGCGGCUAGGCGUGCCUGACGCAGAUAUGGAUCUGUUCGUGGAUAACCACAGAGGAAGUACGGAGGAGACGGUGCGUGAGUACGAGGAUGAGCUGGAGAGGAUGCUUGAACUCAAGAGAGAGAGGAUGGGCACAUUUGUGGAGAGUGCCAGAAAGGAGAUCAUCAAGCUGUGGGACGACCUUAUGGUUGGAGAGGAGGAACGAGCAGAUUUCGCCCCAUUCGCGGAUGAUGAGUUCACGGAAGAGUUAUUAACAAUCCACGAAGACGAGAUUAGACGGUUGAAGGAAGAGCGCAGGGCAAAGGCUCCUCUUCUAUCAAGCGUCAAGAAGUAUUUCGAAAUCUGCAACGAGGAGAAAGAACUUGCCGCUGCCGCUUCUGACCAAUCUCGACUGACUGGUCGUGGCCCACGAGACCCCGGCCGGUUGCUCCGCGAAGAGAAGAUGCGGAAGAGGGUAUCGAAGGAGAAACCUAGGCUGGAACAAGAGCUCCUUGUGUCGAUACCUGCUUGGGAAGACCAGGCAGGCAGGCCCUUCCUCGUGCAUGGCGAGAGCUUCCUACAAAUACUGCUCGAAGCCGUUAGCGCGAAUGAUCAGGAGAACAGACGCAAACCACCGCGAGCAGGCUCUGUGCCUGCACGCGCAACGACGCCUGUCGGGUCCUCAGGUUACGCUCCAGCCAAGUCUGGCGCGGUGACACCCGCUGUGAGGACCAGCGGGCACCUGGCCUCGACCCAUUCCGUGCCGAACAAACGACAACGACUCGGCGACUCCCAGUCCUCCGCGGGCACGACGCCGUCAUACCUGCCUUCCAGUGGCGGCGCGAGGGCCCCGCUCGGCUCGUAUAGAGGUGGGAACGUCGCCCCAGGGCACCUUCGCUCGUCGUCGCCGACCAAGAUCCCUAGCAAGACACCUGGCUCAGCUUCAUCACUGCCCCGGCCUACAUAUGGCGCAACGCUCACUAUGGUCGUGCCGAAGCCUGGUACAGCGCAUCACGCUCUCGGGCACGGGAAGGUGCCGAGCAGCGUUAUCUAUGGGGCGGGCGUGGCGGGCGUUAGCACUAGCGGUGGUGGGUAUGCGCUGGGGCGCAGCACCUCGGGCUCGGUGGCGGGGUACGGAGCACGGGUGCCCAGCGCCGGCCAUGCGGCGAAGGCGAAUAGGGCGAGGAGAGAGAGCUUCAGGCCUCGCCCGAGUGUGGAUGCGAUGGAUCUACCCGCCAUUGGCCAUCAUGGUGGGAGGAGAUGGGGCGGUGGGCUCACGGUCAAGGAAGAGGAUGAGUAUUG